Talaromyces marneffei is the source of this 654-nucleotide messenger RNA. RefSeq lists its product as uncharacterized. Lineage: Eukaryota; Fungi; Ascomycota; Eurotiomycetes; Eurotiales; Trichocomaceae. The coding region runs from base 1 to 654 and encodes 217 amino acids. The transcript has a single exon. The record is from RefSeq and is a predicted model, not a curated record.
AUGUCCAUCCGGUACCAGAACACCCCGUUUGGCGGAUUACGCAACCAGUUGAUCGAGCACGGGUUGGUGUCAUUCAUGACCACGUAUCACAAAGGAUACCACAUCCAGGGUCGACCCAAGAUCAUCCAUCGAUACGUGCCCCGGGCCGUGGGCGAGUUGUUUAUAUAUUUCCAACGGUUGGCCAUGCCAUUCCAACGCCACGUCGAAACCAUGGUGUACGGACAACCCGAACGGAGUGGGUUUAUAUGGCCGCCCCAGGAGGUGGAUGGCACCACAUGGACGUCCGAACGGAUGAAACGGGCCAUGCAACGAGAAACCGAGAUUGGCAUGGGGGUCCCAUUGACCAUCAGCGCAUGCCGGCAGAUCAUGAUCGCCAUUGCCCGGCGAUAUUUGGGUCCCACGACCGGGUUUGAGAGCGAUUCGAUGGAGGAAGAACAGGAGAUGGAUGAGGACGAGGAUGGGUGUUGGUGGACGGCCGACGAUGCGGUGAUUGAUAUCCAAGCCGGACAUGGAAGCCACGUGGCCGGGAUGAUAUACGCACGCGGCGUGGAGGAAGCCCCCGGGACCAUGGCGGCCAUGAAGGCCCAGUUUCGACAGGCCAGUGAGCGAUGGCAUCGGUUUUUGGGAUUUCCCCCGUCCAUCGUGCCGGCAUGA